Funneliformis mosseae is the source of this 190-nucleotide messenger RNA. The record is from the annotation of a GenBank genome assembly. NCBI's taxonomy places the organism in Eukaryota, Fungi, Glomeromycota, Glomeromycetes, Glomerales, Glomeraceae.
CUUUUAUAAAUCUUCUAGUGAGACCACAGGUCCUUUCCCUUUCAUGUCUUCUCAAUUCCAGACUUAUGCACAACCAGAAAUUGAUGUUUCAGAAAAUGAAGAAGAUUUGGAAAUAAAGACAAAUGAUGAAGAGGAGGUGAAGACAGCCAAUAAUAAAGAAGCAAAUGAUAAUAAAAUAAAUAUUCAUUAG